Messenger RNA from Metarhizium robertsii ARSEF 23, 2034 nucleotides. RefSeq lists its product as uncharacterized. Gene Ontology annotation, molecular function: protein binding. Lineage: Eukaryota; Fungi; Ascomycota; Sordariomycetes; Hypocreales; Clavicipitaceae. The record is from RefSeq and is a predicted model, not a curated record. The coding region runs from base 1 to 2034 and encodes 677 amino acids. The transcript has 5 exons.
AUGGAUGGCUAUAACCGACCGAUGGGCUUCUCCGAGAGGAGGGGAAGCAUCUUGACCGAGGAGUUGGCGCUCAAUACCGGGAAUACCACAAUGAGCAACCCCAGGAUAGAAAAACUGCCUCAGCAGCACGCUCGACAGAUCAGAGGACCUCCGACUCCGAGCAUACCCACGCCGGCGACCGACUAUGACCAACAGCUAACGGGUUCACCACCACCGCCUCCCACGCCCGCAGCGUCCCCUGGUCCUGCGCAAUGCCAACCGGACUGGAGCGAUGCUGCAGAUGACGAGGACUUCUUUCUCGCCAAGGUUCGCCAGCACUUUAAGAACUGCUCGGGUCCGCAGCGAACCAGGGUGUUGGCUGAUCUGCUCAACCUAUGCACCAGUCAACAGUUGAGUUUUGUCCAUCAGUUCGUUAGUCCGCUUCUCAAGAAGGACCCCUUCACCAGCCUACCAGAUGAGUUAUGUUUGAGGAUCUUGUCCUUUAUUGACGAUCCGAAAGUCUUGGCUCGGGCUUCACAAGUAUCAAAAAGAUGGCGAGACCUCCUCAGUGACGACAUGACAUGGAAAAAUCUUUGCGUCAAACAUGACUACGGCCGUCGGUUGUCGGAAAUCAAUACCCCGUCACCCGUCUUGCCGAUGAGGUCGGUUGCUCAUACUCUUACGAAUGCCGACUACGACAUGGUGACCAGCAGCAGUUUCCCCGGUUCAUAUCCGCUUUCCGGCCAUGGCUCUGGUUCUAGAAGUUACGACGGCACCACCAAAGUGCGACCCAAACUGCGAUCGUACAAGUCUCACUUUAAACAGCGAUAUCUAGUUGAGGCUGCGUGGAGAUCUGGCGGCACCAGUGUUCACAGAAACAUCACUCAAGAAGGCGGCGUCGUUACGAGCUUGCAUUUGACUCCAAAAUAUAUCAUUGUGGCUCUGGAUAAUGCUAGGAUCCAUGUAUUUGAUACUAAUGGAGACUCCCAGCGCACACUGCAAGGACAUGUCAUGGGCGUCUGGGCCAUGGUGCCAUGGGAGGAUACCAUGGUCAGUGGUGGUUGCGAUCGUGAUGUUCGCGUCUGGGACCUGAAAACCGGUGCUUGCCUCCAUAUACUGCGGGGCCACACGUCCACAGUCCGAUGCCUCAAGAUGGCUGAUGCGAACACUGCAAUAUCUGGUUCUCGAGAUACGACUCUUCGAAUCUGGGAUAUAAGGACAGGAUUGUGCCGAAAUGUAUUAGUUGGACAUCAGUCUAGCGUGCGCUGCUUGGAAAUCAAGGGCGAUAUCGUUGUAUCAGGCAGUUAUGAUACCUUCGCAAGAGUGUGGAGCAUCUCAGAAGGGCGAUGUCUCCAGACCUUGCAGGGCCACUUCAGUCAGAUUUAUGCCAUUGCUUUUGAUGGCAAAAGGGUGGUAACAGGCAGUUUGGAUACCAACGUCAGAGUUUGGGAUCCAACUACUGGUGAAUGUCUUGCCAUCUUGCAAGGCCACACAUCGCUGGUUGGGCAGUUGCAAAUGCGUGGGGACACUCUUGUCACUGGAGGAUCUGAUGGAUCCGUUCGAGUCUGGUCACUUGAGAGAAUGUGUCCCAUCCACCGCCUUGCGGCCCAUGACAACAGCGUGACUAGUUUACAGUUCGACGACACCAGAGUUGUCAGUGGUGGAAGCGAUGGCCGUGUGAAGAUAUGGGAUCUUAAAACUGGACAUCUUGUCCGAGAGCUCAUUGCUCAGGGAGAAGCUGUCUGGAGGGUUGCAUUCGAAGACGAGAAAUGCGUCGCCCUGGCUUUGAGGCAGGGUCGCACUGUGAUGGAGGUUUGGUCAUUUUCACCACCUGAGGAACAGCUCUAUGACCGGCCGCUCUCUCUUCAGCAGCGCUUACUCGAGGACCCCAACAGGCCUCUGAGCGCCAUGGCACUCGAUUAUAAGGCUGGAGACCCAACUGUAGCGGGUCCAAGCCGGGAGAACCAAGAUGUUGACAUGCAAGACGCUGGCGCCGCUGCAGGCCCAUCUACCGCACCGUUACAAGGCCGAAAUAAAACGUUUUUUCAUGACUAG